Stylophora pistillata is the source of this 2235-nucleotide messenger RNA. RefSeq lists its product as uncharacterized. NCBI's taxonomy places the organism in Eukaryota, Metazoa, Cnidaria, Anthozoa, Scleractinia, Pocilloporidae. The record is from RefSeq and is a predicted model, not a curated record.
ACUGCGCGCGCAACCUCAAUUACCUGCGCUUAUUUGAUUAGCUUCUGUGACGUCAUUGAUACAGACACAAUUGAAACAGACACGCCUUUUCCGCCAUCUGCGACCAUGCCUUUUGUCACACUGUGGCAGGCACUUUUCGCUGUUAGAGAGAUCAGAAGACGUUUGGUAAGGAAAGAAGACGUAGGAAAUGUUCAAUCAAGCGACGGAGUUGAAAAGGUGGUUCUGGUGGAUGACGCCAAAAGUAGGGACGACAAAGAUGUGAAAUACAGCAGUGACAAGACUCACCCAGUACAAUCAAUUGAGAGCACUUCUGUGGAAAGGGAGUGUAAUAAGUGUAAUCAUGAGGGAUAUUGGGAAGCAAAUGACAGCAAAGAGGGAAUGGCUGUGAAAAAAAUGGAGUAUUUUGAACAAGAGAGGAACGUUGUCAUUUCCUGUAGCUCUGAUGAGUGCAAGAAUCUCAGUCAAAACACAAUGGGAAAGCAUGUGGAACAAAGAGAGUGCUCUAACGAACAGGCCAAAGUUGAAGAUGGUUGUGACUUUCAAGAGUGCGAGAAUACUGGUCAAAACACAAUGGGAAAGCAUGUGGAACAAAGAGUGUGCUCUAACGAACAGGCCAAAGUUGAAGAUGGUUGUGACUUUCAAGGGUGCGAGAAUACUGGUCAAAACACUAUGGGAAAGCAUGUGGAACAAAGAGUGUGCUCUAACGAACAGGCCAAAGUUGGGGAUGGUUGUGACUUUGAUGGGUGCGAGGAUACUGGUCAAAACACCAUGGGAAAGCAUGUAGAACAAAGAGGGUGCUCUAAAGAACAGGCCAAUGAUGAAGUUCGUUGUGACUCUGAGGAGUGCGAAAAUAUAAGUCAAAACACAAUGGGAAAGCAUGUAGAACAAAGAGAGUGCUCUAACGAACAGGCCAGUGAUGAAGUUCGUUGUGACUCUGAGGAGUGCGAAAAUAUUAGUCAAAACACAAUGCGCUCUGCUAUUUCCCUACAUGCGUCCGAGGCGGAGAGCAAGGGCGAACAUACUGCUCAUACCAGCUAUGAAAGUGGUGUCAAACAGAGUACCUUGAAUCCUCUAGCAAGACAGUUUCAUCCUUCAUGUCAGGCAACUCAUUUUUUUUGCAAAAAACAGCGCACCUUGAAUCCUCUGGCAAGAGAGUUUCGUCCUUCAUGUCAGACUAUUUGUUCAAAGAAAGUAGGGCAACCCAAAGAUAAAUCUCAAAUGUUUAAACGUUACGACGAGCCACCAGCCCAAGGGCGGCGACGGAAGCGGUCAUGCGGUCCUCCAAAAAUGCUUGGGGUGGAGGCACCUCCUUGGAGCCAUCCCCCGCCAAGCCAUCUCCCGCCAAGAUUCCCUCCCAGUCCACCAAGGAGACACUACAGAUCGGAAACACCAGGAGUAGCACCAUGGCUGCAGCCAUCUGUCCCAAACAGCUGGCCGACUCCACCACAGAUGAACAUUAUGCUCAAUGCUUGGCCAAAUACCAACAGGUGCUGCACGGACCAAGUAAGCGGUUUACUUGCAGAGCAGAAUCCCAGUAAUGGCAGUACUAUGAGGCCUAUGCCAGGAGUACUGCCAUGGCCACCGCCCUUUGCUUCCAACACUCGGCCAACUCCGUCACUAAUGAACGUUGAGCCUAACACAUGGCCAAAUAAUAGGAAUCCAGAUGCGUAUAAUCCUGUGGAGCAAUCACAAGGAGUAGCACCAUGGCCGUGGCCAUCUGUCCCAAACUACUGGCCGACUCUUCAACCGAUAAACAUUAUGCCGCCCAAUGCUUGGCCAAAUGCCAACAUGGCUCGCACGGACCAAGUAAAUGGUUUACCUGCAGUGCAGAAUCCCAGUAAUGGCAGUCCUAUCAGGCCUAUGCCAGGAGUGUUGCCAUGGCCACCGCCCUUUGCUUCCAACACCUGGCCAACUCCGUCACUCAUGAACGUUGAGCCAAACACAUAGCCAAAUAACAACAACAUGCCUGACUUGAAACAAGAAUUUUGGACACCUGCCGAGCAGAAUCCAUUUUAAAAAAAUUACAUUGUACCAGGUCCGAUACAACAGUUGUCAUCAUAUCCAAGAGGUGAUUUACAUGACACACAUAGCCUGCAUUUUUCUGCGAAGACUGCUAUCUUAUUUGUUUCUUUUUGUUGUUGUUGUUGUUUUUUUUUAAAGAGUUUUAAUACAUUUCUUCAUAAAUUCGAAAGCCAAACUUACUCUUUGUCAAAGGUUCAUAAAGCCAAUUGUGAA